Molecule: messenger RNA, 1278 nt
Organism: Phymastichus coffea
Lineage: Eukaryota; Metazoa; Arthropoda; Insecta; Hymenoptera; Eulophidae
Gene: Gip
Product: putative hydroxypyruvate isomerase
Exons: 6
Coding region: 362-1150 (262 amino acids)
Biological process (GO): glyoxylate metabolic process
Molecular function (GO): hydroxypyruvate isomerase activity
Source: RefSeq, a predicted model, not a curated record
AAUCACAAACACACCAAUAGAUAGACGCUUAUUUUAUUUAUAUUCAUAUCCGCUGUUAUUAAAUAAAUUACUCUAUAAUAUAUUAAUUAAACAAACAAUAAAUUAUCCUUGUAAUGAUCUUAUUAUUUAAUGCCUAAUUAACGAAUAAUGCUAGGUAAACUAUGGCUGAAAAAAUAAAAAAUUUAAAAAUAAGUCAUGCUUGAGUUUUCUUUUGCCACUCAUAUUUUGUAUAGACAAACUUACCAAUAUAUGUGAUUUAACGAAGGUCUGCAAAUUUAACCUCAAAUUUCAAAGUCGGUGUAUUUAUUAUUUAGUUUAGAGGGCAAUUACAAUAAGCAACUUUGUCACGAGACAAAUAAGGAUGGCUCACAAAUUUGCAAGCAAUCUAUCUUUUAUGUUCCAAGAAGUGCCAUCAUUGAUUGAUAGAUAUCAAGUGGCUAAAGAUGCUGGUUUCAAGGCUGUAGAAAGUGGCUUUCCUCUUGGCUUCAGUAUGCAACAAGUUGCUCAAGCCAAAGAAGCUGCUGGUAUUGAGCAGAUAUUAAUUAAUGUUUUUACAGGUGACACUUCAAAAGGACAACUUGGAUUUGCUGCUAUUCCAGGAAAAGAAAAAGACUUUAGGGAUAGCAUUGACCUUACCAUUCAAUAUGCUAAAGCAUUAGAUUGUAAAAAGAUUCAUGUGAUGGCUGGUAAAGUUGAAAAUUCAACUCCAGAAAAUGAUAUUACUUAUGAGAAUAAUUUGAAAUAUGCAGUUGAAAAAUUUGCUGCAGAAAAUAUUAUUGGCCUUAUUGAACCUAUCAACAGUAUUACUGUACCUAAUUAUUAUUUAAAUGAUUAUAAAAGAGCUAUUGAUGUAAUACAAAAAAUUAACAGUCCAAAUUUGAAACUUCUCAUGGAUAUUUUCCAUGUACAACAAAUAACUGGAAAAAUAACAAAAACUAUUGAAGAUUAUUUCCCUCAUAUUGGUCAUGUUCAAAUUGCACAAGUACCUAGUCGAAAUGAACCAGAUGUUCUUGGAGAAAUAGAUUAUCGUUACGUUUUUUUGUUAUUAGAAAAGCUUACUUAUAACGAAUACAUUGGGCUUGAAUAUAAGCCUUUAACAACCUCCACUGAUGGACUUAAGUGGGUCAAAAACUUUGGGUUUACUCUAUAAGAUGUACAUGAAUUUAUAUAUUUUUAUAAAAAGAUGUAACAAGAUAAAGUUGCAACCGAACAAUCUAACAACUUAUGUGAUAUAUUAAAUUGUAUAUAAUAUAUAAUUUUAAUAAAAGUUAUAAAUCA